AUGGAGGUCUCGGGAUCGCCUUCUGGCUCGCUCAACCAGGCAUCAUUGCGGAGAGGUUCGUCCAGUUGCUCUCUGAAAGAUAUUUGGUCUGCUGCAAGAGAAGGUUCCCUUAGCGAGCUAGAUUCUUCUCUGUCCCUGCUGAAAAAGAAUGGCGGGAAUGUUGAUGCGAAGAACGCGUUCGGUCUUACUGCCCUUCACAUUGCCACGUGGAGGAACCAUGUGCCCAUUGUGAAGAGGCUGCUUUCUGCUGGUGCUGACCCUGACGUGAGGGUAUGCUGCUCUCUGUCCUCUUCAAAGAUCUCCUCCACCCCCCUUCCUUUGCUGUUUCCUGCUCUUUCCAUUAUUUCUACUGUCAGAAUGAUGCAGGAAUUGUUGUACUUUCAACUAUAAGAUGUUUGAUUUGGGUGCUCUGGAAGGGCAGUUCUUACUUUCUAGAAAGUAUCUAGGCAUAAAUAUGUUGUGGGUAAUAUACUUUGUGGAACAUUAUUCUAUUAGGGGGCAAUAUUGCUUUUUGGGAUCGUAAUUAACAAUAUUGGCGAUUUGACUUUGUAAUAUGGCUGUGAACUAGCUUCUGUGGACAUAUUUGUCGGCCUGUCAUGAAGUGGUUAAUGAAAUUGUACAGGACGGUGAUGAGGUGAUGAGUUUGCCUCUUGUAUCUGUCUUUACUUAAUGAAUGUUUUACCUCUCAAGUGAGCUGAACUUUUCUGCUAAGGAGAAUCAUAAAUUGUGGAGAUGAGAAAUUCUCUGGGGAAAAUAUAUUGCUUUGCUACUUUUUAACAAUCCUCAUAUUCAUGAGACAAUACAUAUAGAUCUAUCUACCAGGGAAGAUCUUGCAAUAACGUUGAUUGGGUAGAGGUAUGCAGCACAUUGGGUAUCAAAAUGCAUCAAAAACAAACAGUUCAACUUCCCUGUAAUUGAUGGCCGCGAGAAAUAUGUUCCAUGUAAAAGCCUACAAGAUUCUGAAUAGGGAGGCACCAGUCCGUAGCUCCAAGCAUUGUGGAGUUCAUUAGACAAUUGUUGAUUGGUGAAAUGGAGCCUGGAAGUGUAAGAAUGGGCAUGAUCGUGAAAGAUGAUAUGCGGCAAUCAUCUACUGCCAUUGUUUAAUGACUUUGAUUGAUGCAGAUGCUGGUCAUCAUUGUAUUUUCUGUUCAUUGGCGACAGAACUGACGACAAAGUUUAUACUAGAUUUUUGAGUUUGCGGAAUCAUACCUAUUUUUAAGUCAGCCAAUGGUGAGAUAUUUGUGCCGUUGUUCAAAUCAGAUCUAAACGACCUAAUGGGGUGAUAAUGAUUUACUGUCUUUGGAUUAAUUCAUUUUUGUCUGAGACCAUAAAUAAAUAUAACAUGUUUUGUCAUAUCAUAUCUUGAAACAUUUUGGGGUUUAAAUUUCCAUAUUUAUGAUUAUUAAGCUGCCAAUGGGUUACAUAGUUUAAGUUUCAAUUGCUCUUGUAGGACGGGGAGUCAGGGUGGAGCAGCCUGCACAGGGCUCUACAUUUUGGUCAUCUUGCUGUGGCCGGCAUUCUUCUUCAGUCUGGUGCCACACUUACGCUUGAGGACUCAAAGUUUCAGACACCAGUUGACCUUAUCUCAGGACCUGUGUUGCUAGGCGUUGGAAAGGACUACCAUUCAGGUACAUUAUUUGGACUUCUCAUUGGAGUUUAAAUGUCAACUCGGCGCAUUUUUGGAUUGUUUUGCAUCACCAGAAAAGUCUUCUACUCUAUUUCUUAGUUUCCAUGUGGUUGUACUAUUUCAGUUGCAACUGAGAUUUACAGCUGGGGAAGCGGUACAAACUAUCAACUUGGUACUGGUAAUGCUCACAUACAGAGGUUGCCAUGCAAAGUCGAUGCACUUCAGGGAUCCUACAUUAAGAUGAGUGCAGCGGCGAAGUUCCAUAGUGUCGCUGUUGGCAGUUGUGGGGAGCUAUACACGUGGGGAUUCGGUAGGGGAGGUCGUCUAGGGCACCCAGACUUUGACAUUCACAGGUAAAGUUGCUUGCUGCAGUGAACAUGCUUAAUACAACACACUUGUCAAAAAAAUUAGUUGACGAGGAUAACUCAUAGACUGACUCAGCUUUGCAAAUGGCUCUCAAGAAAAUUUCACAAUCAUCAUAGGUUUAAAAGUGUUGUAUGAUUUCUUUCGUAAGUAGUUUUAGGAAUCUCAACACCCCUUUUUACAUCAUGUUGUUCUCUUCUUUGGCAUUUGAUUGUUCUGGUGCUCUUUCAUAAAAGAAAGGGUAAAAUAUGGUGCAUUGAAAGGGACGAUAAACAGUUUGGAAUUUUUUUACGUUUUCCAUGAUUGAAAAAUGUGGGUUUGGUUUGAAUUGACCUUACCUAUCUUCAUUUUUGAAAUGAAAUUAUAUAAAGCCUACCCUCUCGUGGGUGUAUUUGUAUGCACUUUUUGGUGAUCAAGUUCAGGUUUUUAUAAUCUUUUUGCCUGGAAAAUCUUUUGAUUGCGCAGAGUUGCAAAUUCAAUGUUGUCGUUGUUGUACUUGCGAAGGUCAGAUUUUGUUUCUCUAAACCUUUAAAAUAUGAAAAGACUUAUUCGAAUGAGGAUAAUUAGUUGGAAGGUUCUGAAAAUAUGAAAACUGAGCAAAAUCGUGUAAAGUGGCCAUCUUUUUUCUGACAGAACUACAUGCAGUUUUCUUUCUGGAUAUCUUUUCUUUGAUUCUAGUUACUAACUUUUGACUUUUUUGGAUAGUUUCCUUAAUGGCGAAUCUUUUGAUUCAUUGUAAUCACAGCUCGAAUAUGCAGCACUUUUUUGGCAUUUGGAUUUCGUAUUGUGAGACCUUUCCUUCAGACGGAAUUAUCCAGUGAAAAAAAAAACGAAAAUUUAGAAGGUUUUCUAAGUAGGUUCAACAGAUGAGCUAUUUCUCUCUCUUGAUAAGACUGCCCUUUUAGCUCUUUCUUGUGGUUGGUUUGCUGUUCUUUGCAGCGGCCAAGCUGCUGUGAUUACUCCUCGCCAGGUGACAAUGGGGUUGGGUUCCCGGCGUGUCAUGGCCAUCGCUGCUGCUAAGCAUCACACUGUCAUUGCAACAGAAAGUGGGGAGGUGUUCACGUGGGGAUCAAACAGAGGUAUUCAUAACAUUUGGAACGUUACCAUUCUGGCAGUAACAGCACUCUCCUUUUCAAGGAUUUUUCAUGGGUCGAAUCAAUGCCAUGACAUAAUCAAUAGGAAGGAGAUGGGAGGAGAGGAAGGAAUCUGGCAUCUUUCUCUGAAUUCCUCAGUCGUUUGGGUUACUGUUAGAACUCUUGCUCUCCUUACCUUUGCAAAAUCUAGGGAAAUCCCAUGCGCCUCCCUGCCAUGUUGUUGAAUAUCUAUAUUUAUUUAUUUAUUGUUCUAUUUUUGUUAGCUUUUGUCUCAUGCAAUGACCAAAGUCAACGAUCCAGUUCAGAACAGGCAGAAUAAUUGGGGGGAAAAGCUCUUUUAGAUGCCAUCUCCUGGGAGCUAAAUAUCUGAUAUAGACUGUAUUAAUUGUACACAGAGGGUCAGCUUGGCUAUCCUUCUGUUGAUACCCAACCAACACCAAGGAGAGUGAGCUCACUCCGGUCAAGAAUAAUUGCUGUUGCCGCGGCAAACAAGCACACCGCAGCAGUUGCAGAAUCAGGCGAAGUCUUCACAUGGGGAUGCAACAAAGAGGGCCAGCUGGGUUAUGGCACCUCAAACUCCGCUUCAAACUAUACUCCACGAUUGGUCGAGUAUCUGAAGGGAAGGAACUUUAAGGCCGUCUCAGUGGCAAAAUACCACACAGUCGUCUUAGGGGCAGAUGGAGAGGUAUAGAAUGUGAAAUAUUUAUUAAAUUACCCUUUGCUUCUGACUUGCUGAUUCCCUCGCCUCAUGCUGUAUAAUUCUUAUCCCAUUUCAGAAAUCAGAAAUCUUGAUGCCAUGGUGCUCCUGUUGGUUGAAUCUUGCAGGUAUUUACAUGGGGCCAUCGGCUUGUGAACCCAAGACGUGUGAUCAUUGCUAGAAACACCAGAAAGGGAGGAUGCGUCCCGCUGGUGUUCCAUCGCACUGGGCGGCUCCACGUUGUAGCCAUCGCUGCUGGAAUGGUUCACACCACAGCCCUUGCUGACGAUGGCUCUCUGUUUUAUUGGCCGUCCUCCGAUCCUGAGCUGAGAUGUCAACAGGUUGGGUCCUCUGACUUAUAUGGGCACCUUGGAGAAAGAAAGAAAUAAAUUAUAAUCUGAGAGUCAACCCCAAAUUUUAAACCCUGCUGCUGCCUUUCCCUACCUGAGAGCUUUCCUUCUUCCCGCAGAUGUAUUCCCUGCAGGGGAGGGAUGUUGUGAGCAUUUCUGCGGGGAAGUACUGGACGGUUGCGUCUACCAAGAUGGGUGAUGUCUACAUGCUGGAUGGGAAGAGAUACAAGGACGAGACUCCCAUUCCAACUCGCUUAAAUGGCAUAAAAAAUGCGACUUCAGCUUCCGUCGGAGAGACGCACAUGCUGGUCGUCUGUGCCUUGUAUCAUCCCCCAUAUCGCUUGGGCCUUGACCCGGAUGCCCAGAAGCCAAAGUUGAAGUCUGCUGAUGAAAUCGAGGAAUUUGAUGCAGAUUUCAUGUUCGAUGACCCGCGGCCGGAGUCAGAAAUGGGAGAGGAUGAGCUCAUCAGCAAGCCCAUUCCGAGUUUGAAAAGCCUCUGUGAGAAAGUGGCAGCUGAGGUCCUCGUGGAACCUCGGAACGCCAUUCCUCUGCUAGAAAUCGCCGAUUCUUUGGAGGCAAACGAUCUGAGGGCGCAUUGUGAGGUAUUUUGAUGAGCAUUGGAGCUAUAUAUUUCUCAGAAUCAGGCUCUGUUUUGUUUUAUGGUCGCAUGGGUUGUCUUCCUCAGCUUAAAUCUGAACCAAAAGCGUUGACCUUGUGCAGGAGAUGGCCAUCCGCAACCUCAGCUACAUCUUCACGGUCUCAGCACCGUCUGUUGCGAGUGCUUCCUCUGAAGUCCUGGCAAAGCUCGAGAGAGCAAUGGAUGCGAAGUCGUCGGAACCUUGGAGCCACCGGCGGCUGCCCACCCCCACUGCCACCUUUCCCGCUGUUAUUGACAGCGAGGAGGAGCAUGAAGAUGAAAACGGGCCGCUCAGAGUCCGUGAGAAUGACUCAAAGCUUGUGGGGAAAUUGCACAGAGAUCCUUGGCUUGACGGAUUUCUUCCAUCGGAUAGCGCCGCCGAUUCGGAGGUCACGAAACGGGUUAGAGCUGUGUGGAAGAAGCUGCAGCAGAUUGAGAUUCUUGAGGCGAAGCAGUCCAACGGUCAUGUUCUUGAUGACCAGCAGAUCGCCAAGCUCCAGAGCAGGCCCUUGCUCAAAUCAGCUCUCGCUGAUCUGGGUUUUCCUCUCGAGAUGGUGCAGGAGCCUUCGCCAUCCCUUCCAGCGGAUGGCAAAGGGAGGAAGAAGACAGGGGCUUCCAGGAGGUGUAGAACAAAGAGCAAGCAGAAGGAACCGCCAGCCGAGCUUCCCCCUCUGAAAUCCGAAACCUGUAGGGAGCAAAAACCAGGCGAAGGUCUUCCCGGCACAGAAGAUAUCCGAGUUCCCAAUGAAAAGGUCCGACAUUUCACUCUUCCCCAGUUCAUUUCAACCUCUGGGUGUUCUCAAAAACCGAUCUUUUCGCAGGUCGAUGAGGUUGCAGGCCCCCUCACCCUCGAUCCUCCGAUCGGCAAUGCGUACUGCAGUGGUAGCAGUAGGAGCGCUAACAGUGAGGCCCGGGUGAGCCUGUCCAAGAAGAAGAGGAACAAGAAGGGGGGGCUGUCAAUGUUCUUGAGCGGUGCUCUCGACGACUCUUCAAAGGGGGCGGCUCCACCACCGCCACUGCCGCUGCCACUGCUGCCGAAGAGCGAGGGGCCGGCAUGGGGCGGCGCCAAGGUUUCGAAGGGCGCUGCUUCUCUCCGUGACAUCCAGGAUGAGCAGAGCAGAACAAGCGCUGAUCGGCCCGGAAACAAGAAAUUGGAGGCCGGCCCGGUUGAGAUCGGCGAUCCCGGGAAGAUUCAGCUGAGCUCUCUGCUACCAGUGGCGGCAUUGUCGAGCCCGAUUCCGGUGUCAUCAGCUCGACUGGCGGCGCCAUCGAGGCCAAUUCCAGUGUCAUCAGCCCGACUGGUGGCGGCGCCGUCGAGCCCAAUUCCAGUGUCACCAGCCCGACUGGCGGCGGCUCCAGAGGGAGAAAGGAGCACGCCGCCAUGGUCUUCAUCUGGGAGCUCUCCAACUAUAUCCCGGCCCUCUCUCAGAGACAUCCAGAUGCAGCAGGUAGAAAAGCUCCCCUCUUGACUGAAGAAUUUCUGGUUUCAGUCCAAAUUGUUGAGCUUUCCUUUCAUGGCGGCUGAGCAGGUGAAGAAACAGCAGCAGCAGCAGUGCAUGGCGCACAGCCCCAAGUUGAGGACGUCGGGCUUUGCGGCGGCGCCGCCCGGCGGCGCGGGCUCGCCGUCGGAGAGCGCCGCCAGCCGCUGGUUCAAGCCCGAGGCCGACGCUCCCUCUUCCAUCCGCUCCAUCCAGAUCGAGGAGGAGGCCAUGAAAAACCUCAAGCGUUUCUACAGCACCGUUAAGCUGGUCAAACCCCAUCCUCAUGCAUGA
Messenger RNA from Spirodela intermedia, 6540 nucleotides. The record is from the annotation of a GenBank genome assembly. Lineage: Eukaryota; Viridiplantae; Streptophyta; Magnoliopsida; Alismatales; Araceae.